Strigops habroptila (Kakapo) is the source of this 922-nucleotide messenger RNA. It is a transcript of the gene RSL24D1, whose product is annotated as ribosomal L24 domain containing 1. Gene Ontology annotation, cellular component: nucleolus. NCBI's taxonomy places the organism in Eukaryota, Metazoa, Chordata, Aves, Psittaciformes, Psittacidae. Bases 109 to 600 code for a protein of 163 amino acids. The transcript is spliced from 6 exons. The record is from RefSeq and is a predicted model, not a curated record. Gene Ontology annotation, biological process: ribosomal large subunit biogenesis.
CGCCCUGGCGCCCCGCUGCCGGCAGGCGGCGCUGUGUGCUCUCUGCCGGCUGGUGCCGCGCCGCCUCCGGUCAGCUGAGCGCGCGGUUCCGGCGCGGCCUGCAGCGCGAUGCGGAUCGAGAAGUGCUACUUCUGCUCGGGGCCCAUCUACCCGGGCCACGGCGUCAUGUUCGUGCGCAACGACUGCAAGAUAUUUAGAUUCUGCAAAUCAAAAUGCCACAGAAACUUUAAAAAGAAGCGAAAUCCCAGAAAGAUGAGAUGGACCAAAGCAUUCCGGAAAGCAGCUGGCAAAGAAUUGACAGUGGAUAAUUCAUUUGAGUUUGAAAAACGUAGAAAUGAACCAGUGAAAUACCAGAGAGAGUUAUGGAACAAGACUGUUGAUGCAAUGAAGAGAGUGGAGGAAAUAAAGCAAAAACGCCAAGCUAGAUUUAUUAUGAACAGAUUAAAGAAGAGCAAAGAGUUGCAGAAGGCAGAAGACAUCAAAGAAGUCAAACAGAAUAUCCACCUUCUUCGUGCUCCACAUGCAGGAACACCAAAACAGCUGGAGGACAAAAUGGUGCAGAAGCUACAAGAGGAUGUGGCUAUGGAAGAAGACUCUUAAAAUACUUUUAUUUUCUAUUUAUAUCUCUACAGCAGUUAACAGUUCCUUAUUGCCUCUCCUGGCAUCUUUCAGAACUGUCCUUCUAGUUGAAGAAAAAUACAUUUUAAUGAAUAGUGGUCAUUUACAGUUUGAUUUUUUGUUUUAUAAAAAAAUAUAUGGAUGCUGUUUUGGGCAGUGCUUACAGUACUGUAAUUUGAAAACACCUUGUCAGCAGGAUGGAGAAUAAGGCAUAUUGUUUGAGAUACUAUGUGCUCCUUGGAAAGUUACACUUUCUGGAUAACUUUUCCCAGAUAAUUCAAGGAAUAAAAGAUGUUUGCCCUGA